Messenger RNA from Cornus florida, 2187 nucleotides. Its product is annotated as pentatricopeptide repeat-containing protein At2g17670. Bases 153 to 1595 code for a protein of 480 amino acids. The transcript has 2 exons. The record is from RefSeq and is a predicted model, not a curated record. Gene Ontology annotation, molecular function: protein binding. Lineage: Eukaryota; Viridiplantae; Streptophyta; Magnoliopsida; Cornales; Cornaceae.
GGUCAUUACUCUAUUAGUCCCAAGGAAUUUGCUUCGUUUCUUACCAUUUUUUCAUUAAAUGACAGAAUUACCCUUCUGUUCUGUAUCCCCAGAACCCUGCAAAACCCUAAUUUAACCCGUAUCAUCGUGACUGAACUGAAGAAGAAGAAGAAAUGGGGAAAAUUCCAUCAUCAUUCAGGUCAUCACGAUUACCAGUAAGCACAAUGCUCAGGAACCCUAAAUCUGUCCCUCCCGAACAACACCAAUCUUCAACCCCAACCCCAACCCCAACCCCAACCCCUCCAAGAACCCGUCACUUUCCCAAGAAAUCAACAUUCAAUAAAAGACCUCCCAAGCAUCCUACCCUCACCCAAAGCCCUAGAUUCACCUUCGACUCCCCCAACCUCUCCGACGCCAAAACCCUCUUCAACUCCCUCGUCACCUCUUUCGCCGCCUCCGCCGCACAGGACCUCAAUUUCCUAAACUCCAUCCUCCAAUCAUUCGCCGCCAUCUCAACCCUCUCCGAUUCCAUCUCUCUCUUCCGCCACAUGAUCAAGACCCACCCUCCCUUCUCCCCCGACCGAUCAACCUACCACAUCCUCCUCUCCCAGUCCUGCAAAUCACCCGAUUCCUCCCUCUCCCCCGUCCAUCAAGUCCUCAACCUCAUGCUCACCGACGGCUUCCCUCCCGACAAGGUCACCACAGACAUCGCCGCUCGAACUCUCUGCUCCGUCGGCCGUGAAGAAGACGCCGUGGAAUUGAUCAAAGAAUUGUCAUGCAAACACUCGCCGCCAGAUACAUACACAUACAAUUUUCUCGUCAAACAUCUAGUCAAGUCCAGGACUUUGAUUACUGUCAACAAUUUCAUCAAAGAAAUGCGUGAGUCUUUUGAAAUCAAGCCUGAUCUUGUUACUUACACAAUCAUGAUUGAUAAUGUAUGUAAUACCAAGAAUCUCCGUGAAGCGAUACGGUUGUUAGGAGUGUUAGCUGAGGAAGGGUUUAAGCCUGAUAGGUAUGUGUAUAACACGAUUAUGAAGGGUUACUGUAAGUUGAAUCGAGGUGCUGAGGUAUUAUCUGUGUACAAGAAAAUGGAGGAGGAAGGGAUUGAACCUGAUAUCGUGACAUAUAAUACUUUGAUCUUUGGGUUGUCGAAGGCAGGGAGAGUGAAGGAAGCUAGGAAGUAUUUGAAUGUUAUGGCGGAAAUGGGUCAUUUCCCGGAUGCGGUGACUUACACGUCUUUGAUGAAUGGGAUAUUCCGGGAGAAGAAUGUGAAUGCAUCGGAGGCAUUGCAGUUGCUGGAAGAGAUGGAAGCAAAGGGGUGCAGUCCGAAUUCGUGCACUUAUAAUACAGUGCUUCACGGGUUGUGUAAGUUGAAGCUUUUGGAAAAGGGAAUCGAAUUUUAUGGCGUGAUGAAAGCAGGUGAUAUGAAGCUCGAGACAGGUUCUUAUGGGACCUUUGUGAGGGCACUUAUUCGGAAUGGUAGGAUUGCCGAGGCUUAUGAAGUGUUUGAUUAUGCAGUGGAGAGUAAGAGUAUGACAGAUUUUGCUGCUUACUCAACACUUGAGAGUACUCUUAGGUGGCUGAAGAAAGCAAAAGAACAAGGAUUUGUUGUUUAACUGGUCCUACACCAGGCUGAGGCUGUUGUAACUGGUUUCAAUUUUGGAAAAGUCUUUGAGCUUUCCUUUAUUAAAUGGAAAUAGUGCUUGCAAGUAUAGUACUUCCCUGUUGAACAAUAUAUGCAAGAUGACUGUUUGGCACCCUAUGGUCAAAGGAAGGGGAGCUAUUGAUUCAAUGGGAGCCAUAUGAUGCGAGAUAGUGUAUACACUUGAACUUUGGAGCUGUCUGGUUUCCUUGCAUUGAAGUUGGGUGUUUCUUGGGUGCUAUCUUCCCUUUGACUCCAAUCUCCUCUUUUCUGCUCAAAGUAAGAAAAUUUGCUAUAGGUAAAAAGCAAUAAAAUAUUUUCUUUUGAAGGUGCUCUGGACUCCAAAGCUUAAGCUUUUCAUUGAAAUGCUCCCUCGUAUUAUCAAGGCUUGCUGCCUUAUGCUGAAUUGAGGAAGAGCAAUAUAACCAACUAAAAGGUUGAUCCCGUUGAACUGACUUCAGGCUCUGAAAAAUAUUGGCAAAUUUAUGCUGCCACUAUUUUGUACUCGUGGUUUGGUCUUCUGGGUUGAUAUAAAUGCAUAUAAUCAUUAAUAAGUUUUUCUUAAA